This is a messenger RNA of Toxotes jaculatrix (banded archerfish), 3338 nucleotides long. RefSeq lists its product as uncharacterized. Gene Ontology annotation, molecular function: interleukin-17 receptor activity. Bases 296 to 2455 code for a protein of 719 amino acids. The transcript has 16 exons. Lineage: Eukaryota; Metazoa; Chordata; Actinopteri; Toxotidae. The record is from RefSeq and is a predicted model, not a curated record.
CAACAAGUACCAGUUGCGACACGCCCAACUCCCGAGCUGUCAAUCAUUGCCAAGGACUCCCUAGAUCCGAAUCCCUGGAGCGUGACAACAAUUGGCCAGUGUGGGACAAGCUACGGUCACUCGUUUCGGGGAGGAACGUUCGCUGUCAUGUUGUGCGGCUUGAUGGAAGGCUUGGCUUGAAAUUUAACAAUCGUCACUCUCCGUUUUUCGGAUGCGGGGAAUUUAGCUGUGGGACAAGAGCCGUGCGCCCGAGAGAAGCAGCGUGUGUAAGGGCGCAGGAGCGCUCUCCAAAGACAUGGCUCUCACGCUCCCUCGGGGGACACGUCUCUUCCCACUGCUGUUACUGUUGCGCUUCUGGCUGUUUGUGUCGGCAAUCGCGCUGGAGGUGAUUGACCAAAACGCACCUGAACUCAUCUGUACCGAGGGUUUGACUGACUGCAAGGUGAGCUCAGGCUUUCAUUUCUGUGCUGCCCCGCCUGAUCCAAAUGAUACAGUGGAUGUUACACAUAUGCAGCUUGAAGUGAUGCUGUGUUCAGCCACACAAGACUUGCCUCGACCUUGCCUGCGAAUCACCAUAACAGUCCAAGAAGUGGAUAAUACAAACGAGGUUUUUGAGGCAUCUGGUGAUGAAGGGGAAUCAUCUGACAUGUCUCACUUGGCAGAGGGAAGUGGGCCUGAACUAAAAGUGUGUCUCAGUUCUCCAGGCGUCAGUGAAAUUAGGAAGACACUCGAGUUUAAACUAAACCACUCUGGUUUAGCUCAAGCUUCACAACAGCCCACACACAAGCAAAUGCAGCUGCUAUUGACAGAGAAAGUGACGUUUGGCAAUCCUGUUGUGGUCCAAGUCUACGCACGUUCAGAUGGAACACACAGCAUCCAAAAUAUCACAGUCCCAUCUUUAGAAGAAGUUUGCUCCAUGGACCUAAAUGGGAUGGAAAAAUUAUGUGAUGCUCCCAGACUCCGACUUCAGUACAAGAGAAGCAAGUUCCUCCUCCAGCUGGAAAACACUAAUGACAGACAAGAAGAUCUCAUGUGCCAGAUGAUUUGGAAUGAAAUGCCUGGAGACACUUGUCCAUGGCCCACAAACGAGACAGAAAUGAUAAUUCCAUCAGUUGCACCAUGCCUGUGCUUCCAGACAUGGUGGAAGGGAAAGGAGCUACGAAGACAGCUCUGCCCUUUCAAAAACCAAUCAGAUGCAGUUGAAAGAAUGCAGCACAACGUGUCUGUGUCGGUUGAGGAGUUUCAGAUGAGGGAGGGUGGCACAGUGCUGAGCUGGAAUGUAUCUGCCCCCUGCAGACUGGAGGCAGAGGUGUGGCUGUGCAAGAAAGAUGUGGCAGGGGGCCAGUGUGAAGAGGUGACAGGCUCCAGACAGAGACUGCACAGCCAUGCACAUGCAGGCUGGAGUGCAACACGCAAUGGACACUGGAAAACAGGAGAGUUCAAUGUGUCAUCACAUCCUCUGCUUUGUGUUCAGAUAAAGAUACACGGGAUGAAGUCAUACUUAGAGCCCCAUUGUCUGUUUACAAAAUCUCGAUUUAGAUGGAGCCUGCCAAUCUUCAUCGCAUUGCUUCUGAUGUGUUUGACCAUACUCGGAGCCUAUUUCAUCCAAGGGGUCCUGAAAGGCUACGUGUGGAAAUGGUUGAAAGAAGAUGAUGUUAAAGGUGCAGUGGGUGGUGGUCACGUGGUGUUGCUCUAUCCACCUGAUGGUGACCAGGCUUUGCCAGAGCUUAUAUGUCACCUGGGCUCGACCCUCCAGGCCCUGGGCUUCAGCGUGUCUCUAGAUCUGUGGAGCCAGGCUGAGCUCAGUGCACUGGGCCCUGUGCCUUGGCUCCAUUCAAGACUGGACCAACUGAAAAGGCAGGGGGGAAAAGUGGUGCUAGUCCUAACCCAGGCCACCUGGAUAAGGGCUGAAGAAUGGGGAGCUCGUAGCUGGGAGAGGAACAGAAACAGGGAGGAAGAGGAGGCAGGAGGAAGCUACACUGCUCCUUCCCCCUGUGUAGAUGUUUUUAGUGCUUCACUGAGCUGCAUUCUAGCAGACAAUUUACAGGGCCGCGCUGGUGAGCGGUUUAUGUUGGCUCAGUUUGAAUCACUUCCACCUGAGCCUCCAGGUGGUUUCCGGCCGCUGCCAGAACUUUUCCGUGGCCUUCAUGUUUACAGCCUCCCUUCCCAGAGCUUGGGUUUUCUGACUGAGCUGGCUGGGGCUCGGCAAAUGGCCACUGCAUCAGCCAGACGGAAGAGGGCAGGGGGGAUCAGGGUGGCAUCCCGAGCUCUGGCAAAAGGGCUGUCAGGGUACACAGCAGGGACAAAUAUAUUUCGCCUUGCAGGGGUGUCCCAGACUUGUGUUGGGGUAGGAGUAGAAGACUCUGGGGAAACGGUGCCGUUGCAGCCAUGUCUUAUUACGCCUCCCUCCAGCCCUGACACAAACCCUAAGGACAGCAAAAUGGAAUGGGUCUGACAGCAGGAGAGGAUGACCUAUAACCAAGCUUCAGUUUUCAGAUUUGGAGCCAGUACAGUGACUUUAAAGAACCUGAAGUAAUACUCUGGGAGACACUCACAAAAGUUUUUGGCUUUUGCAUUUACUAGUCUAAUUAUCUGGAUUCUGGUAGCUGUCAAAAAAGGGUGUGUGUGGCAGCAGCUUGUUUUUCAAAUAAAAGCUGGGUUGUUUUAGCUUUAGCUGUUAUUACACCAGAGAAAUUAAAGAGCACAUCUUUACACCUCACACUACUUAAAAAUUGUGCUCUGUGACGAAUAUAUAUUGAAAACAGGGCCACUAAACUCCUCAUUUAGUGGGCUGCACUACACUACAAUGCAAAAAGAGAAUUUCAGCAAAGCAAAUUGCUCCAUUAUGUGGGUCCUGACUCUACAGCUGUUUGUUUUUUGUUUGUUUUUUUGUCUUAAGCCAUUGUGUGUGUUUAUUUAUCAAACAUUUAACAUUUUGCAUGCCCGUGUUUUGAAUAUAAAAGCCCUGAAGGACAUGAAGGAAACAUUUUAAACAAAAAUAAGCUUUCUCUGAGUUUAUAAAUGGGUUUAUUAGUUUGCUUUGUCGAAGCCUUGUGAAUCCGUUUUAUACUGCAUUUUGUUCUUAGUGUUUAAAGUUGGUAUCUUGGUAUGCUCUUCUAACUACAAAACAAGUGUCAGAUCUUAUUCAGCACUAACAUAGGAUGACAUUGGAUGUGUGUUUACAUAUAACUUUAAAAUGCAUUAAUAUCAUAAAAUAAAAACAUGUAAUUACAUUUAAAACAGUGGCUCUGUGGCACAAAACUCAAACAAAAUAGAACAAACAGAACAAAUCAGAAAACGCAUUUCACAAAACACAAACACUACAGAAAACCUCUAAG